UUGAGUCUUCGCAGGGGGGCCGCUGCUGGCUGCUGCUCGUGUCUUCAACCCGCUGGGAGGCCAUCCGACACGCCGCUCACAGCUUUUUUGCAUACAAAAGAAAGAGCAGCGAUGUUCGGGCUUUCUACUUCUUUAAUUUGAGGCGACGAAAGAAAAAAAAAGAAACGGCGGCUUGACUUUUUGGGGUGGGGGGGAAUGCUUGUCCACACCGCCGGGAAAGAGGAGAGAGUGACAGUCACUUCUGUCCGUUCCCAUUUGGAGACAUGCGUGAUCGCAAAGCUCUGCUGCUGCUGAUUGUUCUACUGUUGGAUGGAACUGGAGCCUUUGGGCUGAAAGCCACAGGAUGGCCGCUGCAUUCCCAGAAGCCCUUGCUGCUGGCGUGGAACGCCCCGACGGAGGACUGCUUCCCCCGGCACCGCGUUUCUCUUCAGCUCGACCAGUUCCAGAUCGUGGCCUCCCCCAACGAGGGCUUCGUAAAGCAGAACCUUACCAUCUUUUACAAUGACCGCUUGGGUCUGUACCCCCACUACGAGCCGGACGGAACGCCCGUCAACGGGGGUCUGCCGCAGGCCGCCAGUUUGGCGCAGCACCUGGACAAGAUGCCAGAUGGGGUGAAGAAGUACAUAAGGGAGCCGAGCGCCAAAGGCCUGGCUGUUAUUGACUGGGAAGAAUGGCGCCCCCUUUGGAUACGCAACUGGGAGGCUAAGGACAUUUACCGCAGGAAUUCUCGUGACCUGGUGCGACUAAAAAACCCCACCUGGCCGCCCGAGCGGGUGUUCAAAGUGGCGAUGCAGGAGUUCGAGAUGUCCGCCAAGAAGUUCAUGCUCGAGACGCUGAAACUGGCCAAGCACCUGAGGCCCAACCAGCUUUGGGGCUUCUACCUGUUCCCGGACUGCUACAACCACGACUACAGGCGCACCCUGGAGAGUUACACGGGCCGCUGCCCCGACGUGGAGAUGGCGCGCAACGAACAGCUCAAGUGGCUGUGGACUGAGAGCACGGCGCUCUUCCCCUCCAUCUACAUGGGCAAGGUGCUGCGGUCCUCCCUCUCCGGACGCCAGUUCGUGAGGAACCGUGUAAAGGAGGGCAUGCGCUUGGCGUCGUCGGGUGACGGGCUGGCGCGACCCGUCUUUGUGUACACUCGACCCACCUACAUAAACUCUCUGGAGCAGUUGACAGAGAUGGACUUGGUGUCCACCAUCGGGGAGAGCGUGGCUUUGGGAGCAGCGGGCAUCAUCCUGUGGGGAGAUGCGGCCUACGCCAGCAACAAAACCACCUGCUCGGAGCUGGACGCUUAUCUCCGGGGUCCAUUGGGCAAAUACCUCCUUAACGUCUCCACGGCAGCCGAGGCAUGCAGCCAGGCUCUGUGCUCUUCCCAUGGCCGCUGUCUCCGGAAGGACCCUGACGCCGACGUUUACUUACACCUGAACCCCGACACACACAGCGUGCGGGUCGGUUCCGGCGGCAGGCUGGAGGUAGUGGCAGAGCCGGCCCGGGUGGACCGGGCGGGCUUCAGUGUCGAGUUCCGGUGCCAAUGCUACAGCGGCUUUGAAGGGGAGCGCUGCGAGAAGAUGGAUCCUCUGUACCAGAUAGGAGAGGCGAAUAUAAUCUCCGCGUCGUCACGGCAUCUUGUGAUUUUACUGCUCUUUUUGGUCGGGGUGCAACACAUACUGUAGACUAGGACGACUUAAACUUUUGGGGUCCUUAGAAACCAUUAUCUGGGUUGAAAAGGUGUGGGGGGGGGGGACUGGGUAAUUGCUAAGGGGGCAAAAUCUCUGGAAAGUUUACAAUAAAUUUCUGUGGGCAGUUUAGAUGAGGAAUUUUGGAAAUAUUGUAAUAUUGUAAAUUGGAAACUUUCCAAGUGAAUUUUGGGAGUUUUUGAUAAUUUAAUGGAGAUCAUAUUCGAGGAUAAAUACAACAAAAACAUUCACAAAAAAAUUGGAUGUUAUCCCUAUAAUAACAGGUCUGUUGUUCUAAAAAAUACACAAAUAAAUAAAUAAUUGUAUUCAUGCAGGGCUUUCAGAUUUGUCAUGAAGUGUCAAAAUCAUGUCAAAGCUUUAAAGUGCCCUUAAAACUGAGGUAAAGGAGAGGAAAUUGUUUGUUGUGUUUUUUUGUUUGGUACAUGUGUAGAGGUAGUUAUGUACAUUGUAAAUGAUGGGCUGCCAUAAUUGAUUGCAAAUCAUUGUGUGGAUCCCUAAGCUUUUGCUCGCAGACCCCAGUUUGAGAACUACUGUUGUAGACACACACACAUACACCUGUCUGGUGCCUUUCAAAUGCUGUAAAACAUGGAUGACACAAAGUGAUUUUUUUUUUCGUUUUGUUUUUUUUUUGAGAAACACUGUUAGGAGUGGAGGAGAGGAGGAAAAAAAAAGUUUUAGUAACUUUUUCACCUAGUGAGGCCUUAACUGGAAUGACUGUUUACGUUUUGCUCCAAGUUUCCUGGCCCUCGCCGUGUCUCCCAAAGGUGUCAGAUUCCACGUUUCUCACAGUGGACGAGGAUGUUUGCUGAAGGAAAUGUGACCAGUCAAGUGCAUGGACGUCAGUAGCCGAGCUGACUCGAGUUUGACGGAGGCCAUUGCAAUAUUUAUUUGAAUGUACUUUAGCUGUUACCACGUGAAAAUUCUGUGCCUUAAAUGCCACCACGACUACUAAUUUACUACUUCAGAGUGAAAUGACAUUUAUUGUUGAAAAUGAGAGAUUAAAUUCAAGCACAACUGAUGUAAAGAGCAAAUGCAUUUCUGAAUAAUAAAUACAUU
Syngnathoides biaculeatus (alligator pipefish) is the source of this 2756-nucleotide messenger RNA. It is a transcript of the gene hyal2a, whose product is annotated as hyaluronidase 2a. Gene Ontology annotation, biological process: hyaluronan catabolic process; carbohydrate metabolic process. Gene Ontology annotation, molecular function: hyalurononglucosaminidase activity; hyaluronoglucuronidase activity. NCBI's taxonomy places the organism in Eukaryota, Metazoa, Chordata, Actinopteri, Syngnathiformes, Syngnathidae. The coding region runs from base 264 to 1676 and encodes 470 amino acids. The transcript has 4 exons. The record is from RefSeq and is a predicted model, not a curated record.